Molecule: messenger RNA, 9715 nt
Organism: Scleropages formosus (Asian bonytongue)
Lineage: Eukaryota; Metazoa; Chordata; Actinopteri; Osteoglossiformes; Osteoglossidae
Gene: abca3b
Product: ATP-binding cassette, sub-family A (ABC1), member 3b
Exons: 31
Coding region: 1609-6738 (1709 amino acids)
Biological process (GO): transmembrane transport; lipid transport
Cellular component (GO): membrane; intracellular membrane-bounded organelle
Molecular function (GO): lipid carrier activity; ABC-type transporter activity; ATP hydrolysis activity
Source: RefSeq, a predicted model, not a curated record
CUGGACAGAAGACGCCUCAAGAAAUCACCAGUUUCGCUACCGGCGUCUAAACAAAGGGCGAACACGUCACUCAAUUCCUUCUUUUUGCGAUUAUACACUCUAUUCGCACACGGAGCUUUCCCUCCAGGGGAAUUGUUAAAAAUAAAUGUUAUAGUUCAGUGCCAGUUCAUUGUUUAUAUAAUAUAGGUCUUGGUGGAUGCUCUGCACCAUUUUUUUAAAACGAAUGACCCACGCAACAACAUUAGCUUCAAAUAAAUGCUUGUGAACUCUGCCCAAAAAUCCCACAUUUGAAUAAUAUCUAAUUAGUUUAAGUAGCGUUGUGACCGUAGUCGUGAAUUUGUGGAUGUCGUAUAAAGAGUCUGGCAGAAGUAGUGUGCAAGAAGAGAAGAACUGCGGUGGCUCUAUUUAAAAUAGACUAAAAUAGCCAGUGUUUCGUGUUCCUGCGGCAAGAAAACGACAAACAGAAGAGCUUCGAGGAUUUAGAAAAAAAAAUCCGAUAGAUGUUUUUUCCCAUCCAGUUACCUCAGUUUUAUUUAUUUAUUUUUUUUACAGCCACGAGGAUCAGUCACUUGGUUGGAUGUGUGUUUGGGGGAACAGUUUUUAAAGUAACAUUUCUUAAGCUUUUUUUCAUAUAUUAUAAUUGAAUUGUGAGCCGUUACCCAACUGACCGUUGUGGACGGUGUUACUGAACGGGGGGGGCUCUGUCUCCUGCGCAUGCGCGGUGCACUUUUAACUUUUUUCCCCACAGUAAACGUUAAUUACACCAUAGCAAGAACAUUGAAAAUGCAUCGACAAAGAAUGCAUUCUGAUUUAUAUCUGUCUGACAGUACGGGCUGUCAUCUAAACACAUUUAUUUACAUGGUGCCUGGUCUUACUGCUCAUGGCACUGAGCUGCUUGCUUCUGUGGCUCAUUCUCAAACCAUGGUCCAUGGUCAUCAUGGUGUUGUUUAAUACUCAAAAUUGAUAUGAAUUUGUCUUGUCUGGAGCUCUUGAACAGUAAAUGUAUAGCAGUUGAAACUGGGUCCUGUCGAAAAGAGUAGCUAACCUGUUUUAGAAGUGGGGGAUGAGCCAUGAGGCGGAAUAUGCUGGAAAUCAUGGCCAUUUUUACAGUGGCAUUUUGUUCUGUAAAAGCUAUUUAAAUGGACAUUUUAUAUUACUUGGGAACCUCUUCUGUCCAUUUAUUCCAAAAUGGAAAGUUGGUGAUACGUUUUUGCCUGUAGCUAAUUGGGUUACAGUGGCUAAAAGGUUAGGACUGAAGGAUGCUUUCGUGUAGAAGGUAGCUGAAGUAACCCGAGUGCCCUGAAUGUGUUGGUUUUCCUCAGCAGUCAUACCAGUUUGGUGACAUUGAAUGUGGUUUUUUUUUUUUCUUUCCUUCUUCCUCUUUCCUGGCUGGUCUCUGCUUUGAAUAUUGUCUUCCUUGCAGACUGCAGAUCAUUAUAUCCUGGGAUGACUUCCCAGAGGGUUACUGCCAUCUUUGAACGGUGCUGAGACACUGUGGGGUCCAUGUAGUUCCUACAACACCUGCCCUGCCAACCCUCCAUUUUCUGUUCAGUCGAGCCAUUUGAGUGUUACGGUCCUGCUUCUGUGGUCACCUCCUCACUUCUCAAGAUGGCUGUGUGGCGACAGUUUGCCCUCCUCCUUUGGAAGAACUACACGCAACAGAAGCGACAGAUCCUAGUGACGCUAGUGGAAGUUGCCCUGCCCCUGCUCUUCUCUGGUCUCCUCAUUGUGGUCCGCCAGAAGGUGUCUUCCACCAGCUACCCGAAUGCCACGCACUACGAGAGCUUCAGCGUGCAGCGCCUCCCUUUCCCGCUCUCUUUUGGCGGCUUCCAGUUGGCCUACGUGCCCGGCAAUGCCAGUGUGGUCCGCCAAGUGGCUGAGGACGUGCAGCAGAACCUGGGAGUGAUGGCCAUCAGUUCGGUACGUGGCUUUGAGACGGAGGAGCAUUUUGAGGAGUUUGUGAAAACUGACCCAGAGUCCGGAAAGGUGCUGGCUGCUGUGGUUUUUAAGCAUACGUUUGCUCACAACGAUGAGCCUCUGCCCCUUCAGGUGUCCUAUCAUCUACGGUUCAAGUACAGUCCCCGCAAUGCCCCUGCCAGGGAGAAGGUGGAAUUGAAUCCCAAUAAUGACCUGGACUGGCACACGCUCAGCCUGUUCCCCCUCUUCCAGCUGCCAGGCCCCCGUGAGCAGCAUGACCCCAGGGGAGGAACACCAGGUUACUACCGGGAAGGGUUCCUGGCUGUCCAGCACGCAGUGGACAGGGCUAUCAUGCGUGCCUAUAACAGCAAGGCAGCAACGGCACUGCUGGCCCAGACACGUGUGGUGAUGUCCCGCUUCCCUUACCCCCCCUUCAUCUACGACGUUUUCAUCCUGGCUAUCCAAAACCAGCUGCCCCUGCUGUUGGUGCUCAGCUUCACUUACACCUCGCUGAACAUUGUCCGCGCUGUGGUGCAGGAGAAGGAGAGGAAGCUCAAGGAGUACAUGAAGAUGAUGGGAUUGAGCAAUGGCUUACAUUGGGGUGCCUGGUUCCUCAUGUUUUUCCUAUUCCUUUCUGUUUCUGUUUUCUUUGUCACCCUCCUCCUCUGCAUCAAGGUCAGCCCCAAUGGAGCAGUGUUGACCUACAGUGACCCCACCCUGGUCUUUUUCUUCCUGAUGGCCUUUGCUGUUUCCACCAUCAACUUCAGCUUCAUGAUCAGUGUUUUCUUCUCUCGAGCCAAUGUCGCAGCAGCCGCAGGUGGCUUCAUCUACUUCCUGAGCUACAUCCCGUAUGUGUUCCUGUCGCCACGCUAUGACCUACUGACCCAAGCACAGAAGGCCUCCGCCUGCCUUAUCUCCAAUGUGGGCAUGUCCAUGGGUGCCCAGCUGGUGGGCAUGUUUGAGGGCAAAGGUACUGGGAUCCAGUGGAACAACCUGUUUGACCCAGUGACAAUAGAUGAUGAUUUCUCUCUAGCACAGGUGCUGGGGCUGCUUCUGCUUGACUCUCUGUUAUAUGGCCUGGUGGCCUGGUAUGUGGAAGCAGUCUUCCCUGGAGAGUAUGGUGUCCCACUGCCUUGGUAUUUCUUCCUGCUGCCCUCUUACUGGUGUGGUAGCCCCCGCAUGGCCCUGGUGAAAGAGAAUGAGGAAGAAGAUGCAGAGAAAGCAAUGAAGGGAGAGUUUAUUGAGGAAGAGCCAGCAGGUCUGGUACCAGGGGUCAAAAUCAAAUGCCUUUGCAAGGUGUUUAAAGUGGGCAACAAAAUGCGGGAGGCAGUCCGAGACUUGACCUUGAACAUGUUUGAGGGCCAAAUUACUGUACUGCUGGGGCACAAUGGAGCUGGCAAAACCACAACCUUGUCCAUGUUGACUGGCCUGUUCCCUCCAACCAGUGGCUGUGCCUACAUCAAUGGAUAUGACAUCUGCCAGGACAUGACGCUGGUCCGUCGUAGCCUGGGUUUGUGUCCACAGCACGACGUGCUCUUUGACAACCUCACUGUGAAGGAGCACCUGCUCUUCUAUGCCCAGCUAAAAGGUUAUCCCCGCAAGAAGAUUGGAGAGGAGGUGGAUCAGACCAUCCGUAUCCUGAAGCUAGAGGACAAGCGAAACGUACGCUCUAAGAUUCUCUCUGGAGGGAUGAAGCGGAAGCUCUCUAUUGGUAUUGCCCUCAUUGGAGAAUCCAAGGUAGUGAUGUUGGACGAGCCUACAUCAGGCAUGGAUCCCUCAGCUCGCCGAGCCACCUGGGACCUGCUGCAGAGCCAGAAGCAGGGCCGCACCAUUCUGCUGACCACACACUUCAUGGAUGAGGCUGAUCUGUUGGGUGACCGCAUUGCCAUCAUGGCUAGUGGGGAGCUGCAGUGCUGUGGCUCUCCACUGUUCCUCAAAAACAAAUAUGGUGCUGGUUACCACAUGGUUAUUGUAAAAGGUGAGAUGUGUGACGUGUCGAGGAUCACACAACUGGUCCACAUGUAUGUGCCCAACGCCACGCUGGAGAGCAGUGCAGGGGCCGAGCUCUCCUACAUCCUACCCAAGGAGAAUACAAGCCGGUUUGAGCUGUUGUUUGCGGAGUUGGAGAUGAACCGCGAGGAGCUUGGGAUUGCCAGCUAUGGGGCCUCAGUCACCACUAUGGAGGAAGUCUUUCUCAGGGUCGGGAAGCUGGUGGACUCAAGCUUGGACAUUCAAGCCAUCCAGCUACCUGCUCUGCAGUACCAGCAUGAGCGCCGAUCACAUGAUUGGACUAUGGACGAUGCUAGCAGUAUCAGUGGCAUGACGGAUGUGACAGACUUCACUGACAGUGGAACGCUCGUCUCAGAGGACUGUUCGAAUAUCAAGCUGAACACAGGGCUUUGGCUGUAUAUGCAGCAGUUCUAUGCCAUGUUUCUGAAGAGGGCGCUUUAUAGCUGGCGGAACUGGAAAGUGAUGGUGGCGCAGUUCCUGGUGCCACUGAUCUUCACCGUGCUUGCUCUGGUUGUGGCCCGCACCUUCCCAAGCCAACAGGAUUCACCUCAGCUGGAUCUCACUCUGAGCCGCUAUGGCCGAACCACCGUCCCUGUUGCGUUGGAGACAGGGGCAGGGGCUGUGGCGGCCAAACUCGCUGCAGCAUAUACUGCACAGCUCCUAGAGCAGGAUUCCUGGCCCGAGAACAUCACUGACCUACCUGAUUACGUCCUCCGCAUCUCCAAGGAGGAAGGCGGAGCCUUCAGCGAGCAUUGUGUUGUGGGCGCUUCCAUCCAGCAACGCUCACAAUACUUAGCUGAAGCCACAGCUUACUUCAACAACCAGGGUUACCAUACGCCUGCUACAGCUCUGAUGCUGCUGGACAGUGCCCUCUACAGCCUGCUGGCAGGCCCCAACGCCUCCAUCCACACUGUCAAUCACCCCAUGCCCCGAAAUAUCUCGGAGACUGCCCAGAGCGAGCUCACAGAGAGCCAGACAGGCUUUGCCAUUGCCAUAAACCUCAUGUAUGGCAUGGCAUCCCUGUCAAGCACCUUCGCCCUUCUCCUGGUCAUUGAGCGUUCCAUCAAGUCCAAACACGUUCAGCAAGUCAGUGGCGUCUAUCUGUCCAACUUCUGGUUCUCGGCGCUCCUCUGGGACCUGAUCAACUUUCUAUUGCCCUGUGUACUCAUGCUGGUGGUGUUCCGGGCAUUUGGAGUACAUGCCUUCAUAUGGGACAACCACUUAGUGGAUGUGCUGCUGCUGCUACUGCUCUAUGGCUGGGCUGUUGUGCCCCUCAUGUACCUGUUGAGCUUUCUGUUCUCCACUGCUGCUGCAGCCUACACACGCCUCACUGUCUUUAAUAUCAUCACCGGCACGGCCACCUUCCUCACUGUCACCAUCAUGACCAUCCCUGAGCUACAACUGGAGCACCUCUCUCUCAUCUUGGACAAGGUCUUCUUGGUAUUCCCAAACUACUGCUUGGGAAUGUCUUUCAGCCAAUUCUACCAGAACUAUGAGCUGAUCACCUUCUGCACCUCAAACCCUAUUGCCCAUUCAUUCUGCAAGCUCUACAACCUCACCUACCAGGAGAACUACUUUUCCAUGUCUGAACCGGGUAUUGGCCGCUUUCUGAUAGCCAUGUCGCUACAGGGCGUGGCGUUCAUAGCGCUGCUUUUCAUCAUCGAACUGCAGUGUGUCCGCACCCUCUGCCACUUUCUCAGUGCCCCUUGCAGGAGACGUAAGAAGGUCCCACUGGUUGUGGAGACAGUGCUCCAGCCUGAGGACCGGGAUGUGGCUGAGGAACGGAAGCGGGUACUGGAAUGCCAGCCAGCUGUGGAAUCAAUGGUUGGGAGUCCCCUAAUCCUGCAGGAGCUCACCAAGGUGUACAGCAGCGGGCCGACAUUGCUUGCUGUGGAUAGGCUGUCCCUGGCUGUGGGCAAAGGGGAGUGUUUUGGACUUCUGGGCUUUAAUGGUGCUGGAAAGACCACCACCUUCAAGAUGCUGACAGGGGAUGAGACCGUCACCUCUGGGGAUGCCUACAUUGAUGGCUAUAGCAUCCUGCGGGACAUUAAGAAGGUUCAGCAGCGGAUUGGCUACUGCCCACAAUUUGAUGCACUGCUGGACCACAUGACUGGCAGGGAGACGCUCAGCAUGUAUGCGCGGUUGCGGGGCAUCCCUGAGCGCUACGUCGCAGCCUGUGUGGAGAAUGUGCUGCGCUGUCUUCUGCUGGAGCCACAUGCUGACCGCCUAGUGCGCGGCUACAGUGGGGGCAACAAGAGAAAGCUGAGUGCAGGCAUAGCCCUGAUUGGUGGACCGCCUGUCAUCUUCCUGGAUGAGCCAUCUACAGGCAUGGACCCGGUGGCCCGUCGGCUGCUGUGGGAUGCAGUGAGCAGAACCAGGGAGCUAGGCAAAGCCAUCAUCAUCACCUCACACAGCAUGGAGGAGUGUGAGGCCCUGUGCACUCGGCUGGCUGUGAUGGUCAAUGGCCAGUUUAAAUGCCUGGGCAGCCCACAGCACCUGAAAAGCAAGUUUGGCAGUGGAUACACCCUGCUGGCCAAGGUGCACCAGGAAUUCCACGAGGCCGACAUACAGCUCUUCAAAGACUUCAUUGAGAGCACUUUUCCUGGGAGUAUGCUAAAAGAUGAGCACCAGGGUAUGGUGCACUAUCACCUGACUGACAAGACGCUCACGUGGGCACAGGUGUUUGGGACACUGGAAGCUGCCAAAGAGAAGUAUGGGGUAGAGGAUUACUGUGUGAGCCAGAUCUCACUGGAGCAGGUGUUCCUGAGCUUUGCCCAGUUCCAGCACUGUGCUGAGGGUCGCCGAAAGUAGGGUGCCCUCCCUCUUUCCAUCGGUGCAAAGGCUGCUUAAGCAUGGACUCUCCAUUUUGCAGCAUGCUAGGCAGCUGACAUGGCCUCCUCCAUGGGUCUCUCUCCAAGUACAACUGUGGAUGCUUACACAUGCAGGCAGAUGUGUGUAUACAUAGACAGAUACAUAUGCACAUGUGUGCACAGACAAAUUUAUGAAUACAAACAGAGACACAAACAUAUGGAUGUGCCCAUAUGCAGACAGAUAUGCACCCUGCACACAUCAUGUGUAUGCCUUCACACACGUGCACACAGAUUCAAACACAAAGAUGUACAUGGACACAUGUAUACAAGCAGGCAAGCCCACAUAUAAACACAGGCAAAACACACACCAAGGCACACUCAACCAGGCAUCAGCGUAUGAAUUCAUAAGUAACAGACAAACACAUAAGUGUUGAUCGCUGUGUCCCCUGAGACCAGAGGGUGCCAACCCCGUGCUGCACAGCCAGCCUCGUUGUUUCAGCGACCUUGAGAACUGAGCCAUUGCACACUACAGGUGGUCAUUGGAGUAACUUGUGUGUGUUUUCUAAAAGGGGUGAGGUCUUCAAGAGAAUUUGAGGGCUCAGAGGUCUUAUUUUUCUUUACCACGUUUAUCAGUUUCAUAAAUCAGUCAUUCCAUCGGAGUUUAACCACCUCUUCCCACUGUAUGGGAUAACAUUGCGCUCUCCCAUUUGUGUGCGUGUGUGCUCACUCGCAUCUGUUACAGUGGACCUCUGUGCUCUUUUAGUAAUUGCUCUCACACUACUUCUUACUGCAGUCUUAACAGUGAUGAGGUGUGCACAGUCCAGUCUUCCAGUGAGCAUAAUUUUUCCACCGAAUUCACACAUCUCGCUCUAAAAGAAAGUUACAUCACUGAAAACAGCAUCUGUAGCCUUACUCCAUUUCAACAAUAGUUCAGGGAAGGUUUCAUUGAAUAACCAAGGGGCAAAUGCCUGCCCAGAUUUUAUUUAACCUUAUUUUUAAAGAUUGUAAAUAAUUUCUGUAAAUAUACAUUUCAGUAAUAGUAGUGUUUCCCUUCCAGUUAUCAGCUUAUUCUAUAGAAUGGAUAGAAGGAUUUAAAAACUGCAUGCUUGGACAAACUUUGUUUAGCAUGUCCUUAUCUCUAUAAUGUUGAUGCAAAAAGGCAACUUUUUAGACGUUUUAUAAUGACUUACGGCAGGCCUUAUUACCUUAUUGUCACAAUACGCAGCAAACAAUGUAAAAUUUCCAUAAUCUGGUUGUGUGGUAUGGGGAAACGAAACUAUGAACACUCUGGCAACUGUUGCACAGGUCCCUCAGUUAAGACUCUAGUAAACCGAUCACAUAAUGGGUUGUGUGGUUAUUUGUGGUUAUUUGUUGCUGUUAUGUGCAAUAUGGCAUCAUGAAUUCCCAUAUUGCGGUGGUCAUAGACAUGGCACAGAACUCUACAGCUUUCAUUGGUUUGGAUGGUACUUUCACUGGAACCAGUAUGUUCUGAUGACCCCAUACUCGAGCUACUUGGCACAUCCAUCAGAGCAAAAAAUCGAGGAGUUCUUAAUAUAGGCAUCUCACUUAAUGGCUUUUUUUUUUUUUUUUUAAAGAAAACUCUGAGCUCUGACAAUGGACAAUGUUUUUCUUGAACCCUGGUCUUUACUGGCCUCCAUGUUUACCUCUACUGUCAUUACUGUGGAGUUUACCAGUUACAGUGGACCACUUUUACUACUGGUAGCCAUGAGAGGAUUCGCUAACACUAUAUAUACUCACGCAGAAAUCAUCUGUGCAUGUUGUGUGUUUUUGUUUCAGAGGAAGCAUUAUCUGUUAAUUUUUUAAAAUACGCUUCCUCUCAAUCUUGCUGCUAUUUUUUAAAAUUUUUUUUAAAGGAUACAAUGUGCCGUCCAUUUAAUUUACUGACAUGUUUAUCACAGCACUAUCAAGUUACUGUGUCAGGCUUUCAGGCGGUGUUUGCUGUGUAGAUGCACUGCUUCCAUGAACCAAGUGAGCUGCUCCUGCUAUCUCCUCUGAACAAAGUCUUAUGUUUCAACACUAUGCCACAGCUCCACAUGGCAACAGGGCACCUCUCUGUCAGCAUCAGGUUCACAACACACCUGGCGUCUAAACCCUCGAUUAUGUACUGGGUAUUCUCAGACACUUGGGCAGAACGUUGGGUCACAUCGAAUUGCAUGAACUCUAAGAUUGAGUGGGUUUGGAAAACAUUCUGUCCACAACAGAUGAAGAGUGCUGUUACUUAGCAGUCUAACGUUUCAUGCCGCCUUACAUGCAGUGUUGUCAAACACUAGUUUCUGUUGUUUUCUAGGCCAAUGUCUUCUCUUUCUUUAGCUCCCCCAAACCAAGUGGUUUCAGUCUCCCUCCUCCACUGCAUUUGGAAUGAUUCUCAUCAAUGUUUUUGGCACUAAAGAUGUUUUUAAUGUGCUACUGAACAUUCUGAAAUGCCUUAAUAGCAGCACCUAUACCCUCUGUUUAAAAUUUCCAGUAAUUGGAGUGUUAUGAAUGAGGGGGUGGCGGUCCCUUUCGCUUUGAAAUGUUACCUUGUCAAUAAAUUGAGAUCUGGUACUGCAGGAAGGCCUGGAUGCUUUGCCCAGUAUCUGGGGGAAAAGACUGAAUGUAUUCACAUAUGUCCAAAGUGUCACUCCAGUAACCGAGACUGUUUGCUCUUUGAAGGCCAACCAUGUGGAUGUCAGUCAGGCUGAUUCCUGGAUUCCCUCAAGGAUUAGGACUUGAAUGAAAGUGACAACUGUAGGGAGCUCAGUUAAAUUUUAAGAGAAUACUCACAGGGCUUAGUAGUGGUGCUGUCACAUUUACCAUUUUGGGUGUCUUUGUUUUUGCAGACAAAAAUCCUGUUUUGAGUUGACAAAAGUAAACUUGGAAUCUAUUGAUGGUAGUGAUGACAAACAAAUGCAAACAUAUUCAAAAGGGAAUAUUGUAACCUAACAUUGUACUGAAUUAACAUUGUCUAAAAUGUAUGU